Molecule: messenger RNA, 2706 nt
Organism: Papilio polytes (common Mormon)
Lineage: Eukaryota; Metazoa; Arthropoda; Insecta; Lepidoptera; Papilionidae
Gene: Unc-76
Product: fasciculation and elongation protein zeta-1
Exons: 6
Coding region: 182-1309 (375 amino acids)
Cellular component (GO): cytoplasm; axon
Source: RefSeq, a predicted model, not a curated record
UUAACACAGAGGCUGAGAACUACCGAGAGCUGUGAACUCGUUCUCAGUUUGUAUCCUGCAGAUAAUGAUACCGGCGCGCGACGAUACAAAACAAGUGACCAAGUGACUACUAGCGACAUAGUUGGCGAGUUCGGGCGCAGUGUUCGCGCGGUCGGUAGGCGGCGCGGGUGUUUGUACGGUCAUGAGAGAAGCAGGUACUAGGAUGGCCGAGCUCGAGUUCGAGGCGCCGCUCGCUCAAAUCGAAGAUGCCGAUGAUUGUCUGACUUCGGUAGACUAUCCACAGAAAACCAUAAACGGUAAUGACAUACAUCUGAACAAUAUCAACAAUUUGAAAAGUGAAAUGACUAAAAUGAAAACCGACUCCAAUAAAAUAAAUGACAACGAUGUAUCGAGAGUGGUGAAGUGCAAACAGGAUAAUAUGCAGAAUGUCGAAGGCGAUAAUUUCACAGAGACAUUUUCCGGAUCACUUGAAGAUUUGGUUAACACCUUUGAUGAGAAAAUUACCAAGUGCUUCGGGAACUAUGAGGAAAGUGUUGAAAAAUUCGCCCCGGUUCAAGUGCGAUCCCAGGAAGAGAUAAUGAACGAGUGCCAGAUGUGGUGGACGAUCACCGGCAACUUUGGGAACAUCCUGCCCAUAGAUUGGACAAAGUCGUUCUCCAGAAAAAUGCAUAUCCCCACAUUGAACCUCAGCGAUAAGAAGAGCGUGCUGAGCCCGGACGAUGAGAUCCACAGCUCGGAGGACGAGGCGGUGGCGUCCGACCUGGACAUGCACGCGCUGAUCCUGGGCGGCCUGCACCAGGACCACGAGUGCCCCGUCAAGACCGCCGAUGAGGUGAUCCAAGAGAUCGACGACAUGAUGCAAGAGACGCCCUCCUCGGAGGGCGACAUCCUCGAGUACAACGAGGCGCUGGAGAAAGGCAAAGAAGUGCUGAACUCUCCGCUGUACGAGGACAGUGAGUAUAAUAAGAAAACUUUAUGCAAGCCCGCGAAUUUACGCGACACGCUGAACACAAUUUUUAAUAGUGCGGGUAAGAGACUCGGGGCAGCACAAUCUUGGGCCUCCGACACCACACUCUUCGGACGAAACGCGGAAUUGCUUCUACUUCACUCCUGUCUUCAAAUAGUAUUAAUUGUGAAGUCAUGUUUCCAGUACUUGACGACGGUGAUCCCCUUCACGCUGGAGAACGGGCCCCCGGACAACCAGUCACUGCAGAUUCUCAUUAAAAUAUUAAAAGCGAUAAACGAAGACAGUCCCACUGUGCCGACCCUGUUGACGGAUUAUAUCUUGAAGGUGCUGUGUCCGACAUAGGCCGCACGUGACGUCACGACGUUAGCACAUUCUAACACAUCCACCAAAUUUAAUCCCAUUUCAAUAAUUAAGUAUCGCAAUACUAAAUGCAACAUUUGUCUUGUUAGAAAAAAAACGAUUCACACAUCUUGUCUAUGGAUUCCGAAAAAAAUAUUAUUUUUCAUAUUUUAAUGGUGCUAACUUCAAAUAAUUUACGUUAUUUACAAUAUAUUAUAGACAUUUUGAAGGGGGGAACAUUUAAAAAAAAACUUUUAUUGUAUUUUAUUGGAAAGAUUUUUUUAUUAACAACUAAAAUGUACUUUAAAAUGAACGCGCCCAUUGCUAUGUCGAAAUUUAAUGUUGUCAUAUUCCGCACCAUACUUUUCCCGAUUAUUGUCAAUAAUGUUUAUGACGAUUUUGCCAUACUGUUAUUUUUAUAGUUUAAUCAUUUUUUUACAUUUUAAGUAAAAAAUCAAUUCUUUAAUUACUUUUGCAUAAAUGAACUGUGAUAUCGUAUUAUGGUAGUUUGUUAAUUAAUGCUUCCUUUUAGGUUUAUUAUAACAUGUUUUGUUGAUAAAAGCAGUUUGUGUAAUUUAUUUAUUAAGAAAAAAUAUAUAUUUUUACCCAUUAAAUUGUGUCUCGCUAAUUUUGGCAUUGUAAAUAUUCUUUUUGAAACAAAUAUAACUGGAAUUGUCUCUUCAGGGUUAAAUUUUAGUAAAGUUUAAUUCAUAGGGUAACACUGAAGGGUUGGCGUGUAAAUAGUUUUAUUGUCGGCUUUCUAGUUGUAGAAAAUUAUUUCUAUCUCAUUUUUAUUAUGACUUUGUUAUAUUUUAUUGGAUUUUAAAAAACAUAAUAGAAUGUAACAAUUUUAUGAAAUCUUGUCAUUUUUUUGGGAACAUCGAAUGAAGUUAGACUUUUUUUUUUUGGUGGAAUCUACUUUAAUAAUUUUUAAUCAUGUAGUAUUUUACUCAUCGAGAGCACCAUAAAUUAGUUUUAGAAUAAAAAAUAUCUCUAGUCGCAUUAUUUCUCGAUCGUAAAGUUAAUUCUGGCAGCAAAUUUUAUGAGAAAAGAAGAUUAAAAAAAAAAUUUGCAUGAUUGUAUGUAACGCUGUUAUUUUUUAAAUUAAAAAAAAACGUAUUGAAGUUUACAUAAAUAAUAUCAGCUUGUGUCGCACAUUUUAAAUUUAUUUGUGUAGUCACACGUAUUUGUGGUUAAUACUCAGAUACGGUAUUUUAUCGAGAUGAUAUCAAGUUUGUAAAAUUUUAGCUUUAAGUGAUAUUUAUAAAUUUUUAGUAGUAUUUGUGAAGGCGCGCGCUCUCUGCGUUGCGCUGCGUUAGUUUGACAAGCUUCAUGUGGACAUCUUAUUACGUCGAGGAAUUGGAACCUGGUCGAAAUAAAAGAGCUUGAAAAAAGAAAAA